AGAGAGCGUCAGCGAUCAAAACCCCCGGUCCAACCUGACCCAAAAAUAAACAACAGGGAAGAAGAAAAAGAAAGGCAUGAGCGGCAGAGGCAGAGCUCCUCCGGCAGCGAGCACGAGCGUGACGACCACCAUCACCCUUGAGAAUCGGGAGGCGUCGGCGUCGUCGUCGUCGUCUGGGUCGACAUCUUCGCCGUUGGUUCUGCGGCUGAAUAGGAAGAAGAAGCAAGUCACCUGGAAGGAGGGAACUGUGGACAACGAGUUUAUGCAGAAGAAGAGCUCCAAGAAGUGCUGCAUAUUCCACAAGGAUAAGCCCUUUGACGAAGACGAUACCGAUGAUGAGGACGACCACCACCACCACCACGAUCACCCUUCAUCUUCUCAUAAUCAAAAUCACACCACUGUCUGACUAUACUUGUUCGGAUCUGAUCGUGCUUUCGCUUCUGGAUAUGUGAUUGUAAUACCCUUUUGCAGUU
Messenger RNA from Argentina anserina (silverweed cinquefoil), 473 nucleotides. RefSeq names its product protein phosphatase 1 regulatory subunit INH3. Gene Ontology annotation, molecular function: protein serine/threonine phosphatase inhibitor activity; protein phosphatase 1 binding. The record is from RefSeq and is a predicted model, not a curated record. The transcript has a single exon. Bases 77 to 406 code for a protein of 109 amino acids. NCBI's taxonomy places the organism in Eukaryota, Viridiplantae, Streptophyta, Magnoliopsida, Rosales, Rosaceae. Gene Ontology annotation, cellular component: nucleus.